Molecule: messenger RNA, 513 nt
Organism: Sungouiella intermedia
Lineage: Eukaryota; Fungi; Ascomycota; Pichiomycetes; Serinales; Metschnikowiaceae
Source: the annotation of a GenBank genome assembly
AUGAAUCUUCUUUUGCUAUUGUGGUUUCUUGUUGCUGCCAGUUCCGUUCCACUUGGAAGAGUUCUGGUAAUUGUUGAUGGAAAAAGCUUGAAGGAACAUAAGAACAGUUUUGUUGCUAAAUGGAAGGACUCAUUGAGCUCAUCUGCGCCUGUUUCGAAAUUUAUGGGUAAGUUCACGUUUGUUCGUCCUUCGAUUUUGGACGAGGCUGUAGAAGCGAAUCUGGAGGAUGGUACAGCAUCAUGGCAAAGCGAAAAUGAAGGUGAAUUUGAAGAUUACAGUCACGAAGCAGAUAACGACGUUACGUACGUGUUGAAGAAACGCCCAGAAGAAGAGUCCCAUGACCGUUCAACCAGUCCAGCAUACCUUAUGGGUCACGUUCAAGAGUUUGCAUUCAAGUCCUCCAAAGGACCCAAAGGACCCAACGCUCCCAUGGUUUCAACCAGCGAGGCAGCCAAACAUGGCCGAACUCAAUCGUCUAGCAAAUGGGCCAUUGAAGCCAGUGAUUUAGAAUAA